AUGAUGGACAACAUAUGUUGGUCUCUUUUGAACAGGGUGAAUUCAGACACUCGAACACCCAUGCUGGGAUGCAUGACAGAGCUAAGCACUGUGCAUUUCGACUGCUUAUAUCGUGGUAUUACAGCGGUGUCAAGUCGAGAAUCUAAACUCUUGGCUGGAAAUUGCAUCAUUGCACAGGUUGGAGCUCCCCCUGGAAAAGAACGAAAGCGUGAAUUUGUGGACAAUCCAAAUGGUCUGUUCUCUGCACAAGCUGCACCAAAGCCCCAACGGCCAUGUACAUAA
This is a messenger RNA of Ilex paraguariensis (yerba mate), 282 nucleotides long. Lineage: Eukaryota; Viridiplantae; Streptophyta; Magnoliopsida; Aquifoliales; Aquifoliaceae. The record is from the annotation of a GenBank genome assembly.